Messenger RNA from Batrachochytrium dendrobatidis JAM81, 4192 nucleotides. RefSeq lists its product as uncharacterized. Gene Ontology annotation, cellular component: endoplasmic reticulum membrane; peroxisomal membrane. Gene Ontology annotation, biological process: coenzyme A metabolic process; ergosterol biosynthetic process; isoprenoid biosynthetic process. The record is from RefSeq and is a predicted model, not a curated record. NCBI's taxonomy places the organism in Eukaryota, Fungi, Chytridiomycota, Chytridiomycetes, Rhizophydiales. Bases 229 to 3852 code for a protein of 1207 amino acids. The transcript is spliced from 3 exons. Gene Ontology annotation, molecular function: protein binding; hydroxymethylglutaryl-CoA reductase (NADPH) activity.
GUCGAAAGCAAAAUAAAGUCACCGUAAGAUAAAUACAAGUGUUUCAUUUACGUGAAUACAGCUGCAAACAGACCAUUCAAGUUAGAGAGCGACCCGCAGGCUGAUCUACAUAUCGUAUCUGUUCAACCCCUUAUUCAGGUUGCUUGCAUCCCUCAUUCCUAUCGAGCAUUUGCCAGACUUUCGAGUCAUUUAAAUAUUGCUCCGUCGUCAACAAUUCUACAUUGAGCCAUGGCUGUCUUUGCUGCCCAGCGUAUCCUGCUGCGUCCUAUUGUUGCCUGCUCGCUGCGACACUCUCUAGAAACCAUUGUGCUCUGCUUCCUGCUUGCUUCUGUCUGCUACUUCUCUCUAGUGCAUUUGGGUUCACCAUCUGCAGCAAAGACUACAGACAUCCAUUUCAACCUGCUUGCUACCACUCUCCAGUUAAACAAACCUUCUGUUAGCGAUGAUUCUGCCAAUCCAUUCAGUCCUCUUCCUUCUCCCAGUCACCACACCUCUGUCCUUUACAGCUCCAAAAUUAGAGUGACUGUUUACAAUGGCAGCAUCACUGAUGGUGUGGAUGCCACCUCCAUUGCUGGGAAAUUCAUUGAUGGCAAAGGGGAUCUGGAUGCAUCCAUCAGCUCGUCUGCUGAUUCGCUUCUGCUCAAACAGGUGGUUAUCUCGGAGCCUAAACCUCACCAGCAUCCAGCGUCUGCUUCUCCGCCCAUCCCUGCCGGUGUGCUAACACAAACCGUCCUAGCUACUGCUUUACAUUUCCAGCAGGCUGUUGCCAAUCUAGUAGUGCAUGAUUCGCUUGGAAAUGUCUUUACUCUUUCAGAUCUGUGUCAAAAGGUAGCCUCGGAUAGUCAGCAGGAUUGUGUUGUGCAUUCUCCACUCUCUCUCUGGGACAAUAAGGAGUCGGUGCUGAUGGCUGAUCCUAAUAUCAUGGAUACCAUUUCCCGUGCUGCAAUAAAAGAGCAUCCUGACUGUGCCCAUCCAGAGAAUGCUGAUCUGGUCGAUGCUGGCUUUAUUGGUCUUCGCACCGUCCUUACCGAUAAGACUAACCCUCGUGUCGUUGGUGCAUCUGCCAUUGUUCUCUCCUAUAUGCUGAAUGUGUCCACUUCUGCCCAAGCUAGACUGGCUAAUGUCUGGGAGCAGCGUCUUGCCUCGCUGCAUGUCAACAAUAUGUAUCCUCAUGACUACUCGCUGCAGUUUAAGUCUGUGCUGCCCGAUGGCACACUUGCUUUGAAUUUUUCUGAAACUGUCUCUCAAAUGGUCCAGUAUGUUGAGGUUUCCAACCAAAGCGAUUUGCUUGUGGUUACCAUCAGCUUCUUGUUGAUGCACGGCACAUUUAUUAUGCUGUUUACCAAUAUGCGUCGUAUUGGUUCCAAGUUUACUCUAGGCUUUGCUGUUCUCUUGAAUAGCACAUUUGCGCUACUUGCUGGUCUUUUGCUUACCAAAGUAUCCGGAAUUUCACUAAACGUAUUCCAGCUGUUUGAAGCCAUUCCAUUUUUUGUUGUCAGUGUCGGAUUCGAGAAACCCUAUGUGCUCAGUCGUGCUGUUGUCAAGGCAGCAAACACUGAAUCUGACGAACCUUUUAGAGACAAGAUCUGGACUGGAGUGUCAUCUGUUGCUGGAUCGCUGAUUGCAGAUUAUCUGAUUGAAAUUACCAUUCUUGUUCUAGGUGGCAUUUCUGGCAUUCGAGGAGUCAUUGGCGAGUUUUGCUUUUUUGCCGCGUACAUCCUCAUCUUUGACUGUGUAUUCUUGUUCACCUUUUAUGUGUCGGUGUUGGCGCUAAAGCUCGAUCUCAAGCGUGUCUAUAUGCGGGACCAUCCUGUUGACAGCAUAAAGGAGGGCAUUUUACAUCCUGGAUCUGGAGAAAUGGUCAUUGGCGGAUCUUCAUCAAUUCAUUCGGAUAAGCUUAACAAGGACAGUUUAAUUUCUCGAGCCAAACUUAUCAUGAUUCUCGGUUUCCUUGCUACCCAUGCCUUGAAUGCUACUGGCACCUUUGAUGACAUGACAUCUUUUAUGCCCAAGGUGCUUGAUUCUCCAAUGCCUGGUGCAGCUCCAAUCAUUCGAAUGAUCUCUUCACAACCCAACUCCAACUCUCCUGUCAACAUCUACAUUUCCGAUCCACAUGUCAUGCAUCCCCUUCGGUACGAAUUGGAUGAUAUAGAAACCAUUGCCGGAGGUACUCAAAACAGUCUGAUUAGUCCUGUAUCUCUUUUGAUUCUUUGGAUCUUUUCAAUGGUUGUUGUUGUUGGAUUUAUCUCGUAUCGAUGGCAACGUCCUCUUUCUCUUGACAGUGCUUCUGUUACGGAAGAAGAUGUCAUUGAGCAAACACUUGUCGAGGAUAGUAUUGCGUCUGAUUCUGGUAUCGAUGCAAAGGCUCUUGUCACUAGCGCAACCCCCUUUUCCGAAACUGCAUUGACUUGUUUAAAGGCUGAUUCUCGUACAGAUUCAAAGCUAGAAAUGGCCAAAGCAACCGUUUUGGAAAAUCCAGUUUCAAUUUCUACCGAGUUGCAAUCCCAAGUCCAAGAUUCUCUUACCAAGAUCCUGUCUGGAAAUGCUGAACAGGUCUCUGACCAAGACAUUCUUGAUCUUGUGGAUGCUGGCAAGAUUCCUGCUUAUGCACUUGAAAAAAAGCUUGGCGACUUUACUCGUGCUGUACGUAUUCGCCGCUCGCUUAUUUCUCGUACUGCCAAAUCCGAUCUUUCUGCAUCUUUAUUACCUGUUGACCAUUACGAUUAUUCCAAGGUUUUGGGUGUGUGCUGUGAAAAUGUGAUUGGCUACUUGCCACUGCCUGUCGGUGUUGCUGGGCCCUUGACCAUUGAUUCCGAAGUGUACCAGAUUCCGAUGGCCACCACUGAAGGUUGCUUGGUUGCUUCAACAUCGCGUGGAUGCAAGGCGAUUUCUCUUGGUGGAGGUGCAACCACGGUUCUUACUGGUGAUGGUAUGGCUCGUGGUCCAGUCGUAUCAUUUCCAUCUGCAAAGCGUGCGGGAGAACUCAAGGCAUGGCUAGACGACGAAGGAUUUGCGAUUAUCAAGGCUGCUUUCGAGUCAACCAGCAGGUUUGCAAAACUCCAGUCCCUCAAAGUACGUUUAGCAGGCAGACUGAUGUUUGCUCGUUUUGUGACACGAACAGGCGAUGCUAUGGGUAUGAACAUGAUCUCCAAAGGUGUUGAAAAAUCAUUGGCAGAAAUGCAGUCUCGGUAUCCCGAUAUGCAGGUUAUUGCAAUCUCUGGUAACUACUGCACAGACAAGAAACCUGCUGCUCUUAACUGGAUUGAAGGUCGUGGCAAGUCUGUUGUUGCCGAAGCUAUGAUUCCAGGAAAGAUUGUCACGGAUGUGCUAAAGACGACAGUUGCUGCACUAGUUGAGCUUAAUAUCUGCAAGAAUUUAAUUGGAUCUGCUAUGGCUGGAUCUGUAGGUGGAUUUAAUGCCCACGCAGCCAAUAUUUUGACGGCAGUGUUUCUUGCUACAGGACAAGAUCCAGCACAGAAUGUCGAGUCAUCCAAUUGUAUCACUUUAAUGGAAAGUUGCAAUGACGGUCAAGAUCUUUACAUUUCAUGCUCAAUGCCAUGUAUUGAGGUGGGAACUGUUGGUGGAGGCACUGCUCUUGCUCCCCAAGCAGCGUGUUUGGACAUGCUAGGCGUGCGUGGCCCUCAUCUUGAGCGUCCCGGAGAGAAUGCUCAGCGUCUUGCAAGAAUAAUUUGUGCUGCUGUAAUGGCUGGUGAACUCUCGCUCUGCGCUGCACUUGCUGCUGGUCAUUUGGUCAGAUCUCACAUGAUCCAUAACCGCGGUGGUGCUCAUACUACUACGGUGCCAACUCCUUCUGCCUCUGAGCCUAUUGUUGGCUCUUGCAUCAAGUCGUAACGACACUAUUAUUAUUUUUGACUCAUAUAAUCUUGUCCAGCUUUUUAUUUUCACAAAUACUAUGUUUAGAUCCCAUAUCAUCCAGCCUUUUAAAAAUAUCACGACUUUGCACUUUUAUUCAGAAUACUGGCAUUUGCUUUGGCUGACUGGGUUAUAUUUUUGAUCCAGCAGCCAGUCUUUUGAAUGCCAAUUCUUUAAUAUGGCUUUUUCCAGACUUUUUCCUCGACCUUUAGGUGUUUUAUUUCGAUGACAAUCUUGCCUUUAAAGGACAAGAUUGUGUUUCUGAUUAGAUUUGUGAUUUUUGGUAGAUGAAAUGAAACCAUCAAGAUUUCCACAAGUU